This is a messenger RNA of Arabis nemorensis, 1083 nucleotides long. Lineage: Eukaryota; Viridiplantae; Streptophyta; Magnoliopsida; Brassicales; Brassicaceae. The record is from the annotation of a GenBank genome assembly.
AUGGACUCGGUGACACUCUUCUGCACCGCCGGUCUCAUCGCUGGAGGUCUCUACUGGUUCAUCUGCGUCUUAGGACCAGCUGAACGAAAAGGCAAACGAGCCUCAGAUCUCUCCGGUGGCUCAAUCUCCGCAGAAAAAGUCAAAGAAAACUACAACCAAUACUGGUCUUUCUUCCGCAAACCUAAAGAACUCGAAACCUCCAAGAAUGUCCCUGACUUCGUCGACACGUUCUACAACCUCGUGACUGACAUUUACGAGUGGGGAUGGGGACAAUCUUUCCACUUCUCUCCUCAUAUCCCCGGAAAAUCCGACAAAGACGCCACAAGAAUCCAUGAAGAAAUGGCCGUUGACCUAAUCAAUGUCAAACCAGGACAAAAGAUCCUCGACGCAGGUUGUGGUGUCGGUGGUCCAAUGAGAGCCAUCGCGGCUCAUUCGAAAGCUAAAGUUGUUGGAAUCACCAUCAACGAGUACCAAGUGAAACGAGCAAAACUGCACAACAAGAAAGCAGGGUUAGACUCUUUAUGCGACGUCGUUUGUGGUAACUUCUUGGAGAUGCCCUUCGAUGAUAACACGUUCGAUGGUGCUUACUCCAUCGAAGCAACGUGUCAUGCACCUAAACUCGAAGAAGUUUACGCAGAGAUCUUUAGAGUGAUGAAACCAGGAUCUUUGUACGUAUCUUACGAGUGGGUUACUACAGAGAAAUACAGAGAGGGAGAUGAAGAACACGUGGAGGUUAUUCAAGGGAUAGAGAGAGGAGAUGCACUUCCAGGGCUGAGAAGAUAUUCAGACAUAGCUGAGACGGCGAAGAAAGUAGGGUUUGAGAUUUUGCAAGAGAAAGAUUUGGCUAAACCACCGGCUAAACCGUGGUGGAACCGGUUAAAGAUGGGUCGACUUGCUUAUUGGAGAAACCAUGUUGUGGUUGUGGUUUUGUCUGCUAUUGGGAUUGCACCUAAAGGAACAGUUGAUGUUCAUGACAUGUUGUUUAAGACUGCUGAUUAUUUGACUAGAGGUGGUGAGACUGGAAUCUUUACGCCGAUGCAUAUGAUUCUAUGUAGAAAACCAUCAGAGAAAGCUUCUGAAUGA